Molecule: messenger RNA, 540 nt
Organism: Yamadazyma jaroonii
Lineage: Eukaryota; Fungi; Ascomycota; Pichiomycetes; Serinales; Debaryomycetaceae
Source: the annotation of a GenBank genome assembly
AUGAUUUUAACCAUGAACAUCACCGUUUUUUUCAUAUUUCUUCAAUUAGUUUGGUGUUUCAAUCCGUCAGAAAAGGACUUAAGGAUAUCCUUGUUACUUGAUAACAUUUCACCUACUUGCAAUAUUAAUUUUGUAGAAAAAUCAUCGAAUUUCCUUAGAAAUGAAGCUAAAUUCCAAUAUAUCUUGAAACCCUUAGAAUCUCAAUUGACUCCUUCCAUCGAUAAUCAAUACAUUGAUUACUUACCAGAGUCUUUAGGAAGUUAUUAUACCAGGAUGAAAACUGGGGUUCUUAGUAGAAUCGAAUUGCUUAAAAGAAUGUUUUUAGGACAUGAUAUUUACAGGAUUUAUUUGGUUAAAACCGAAGGCCUUGACUAUAUAAUGUUGGUCCCUACCAAUGAAAUUGAACUUUUGGAUAUCAUCAAUUGGGUGAAUAAGUAUCAAUCAAAGAACUUUGGUAAGGAAUUUUGGUGUACUAAAAUUUAUGGAUACCAAGUAAGGUUCGCCAAAGUAGGUGUCGACCCUUGGAAACCAUGUUCUUAA